Messenger RNA from Hippopotamus amphibius kiboko, 3988 nucleotides. RefSeq names its product F-box and leucine rich repeat protein 2 (gene FBXL2). Gene Ontology annotation, cellular component: SCF ubiquitin ligase complex. Gene Ontology annotation, biological process: SCF-dependent proteasomal ubiquitin-dependent protein catabolic process. The record is from RefSeq and is a predicted model, not a curated record. Gene Ontology annotation, molecular function: protein binding. Bases 128 to 1321 code for a protein of 397 amino acids. The transcript has 15 exons. Lineage: Eukaryota; Metazoa; Chordata; Mammalia; Artiodactyla; Hippopotamidae.
GGCGCCUUGUGACUCUGGGCUGUGGGCGCGCUCCCGGCGCUUCGGCCAUGGUUACCCAGAGAUUAGAAGGAUGCAAUACCCCUCACCCUCACCGUAAGCAACCUAAUUGAAGGAGGAACUGCCUUUUAUGGAGGUUUUCUCAAAUAAUGAUGAAGGCCUUAUUAACAAAAAGUUACCCAAAGAACUUCUUUUGAGAAUAUUUUCCUUCUUGGAUAUAGUAACUUUAUGCCGAUGUGCACAGAUUUCCAAGGCUUGGAAUAUCUUAGCCCUGGAUGGCAGCAACUGGCAAAGAAUAGACCUUUUUAACUUUCAAACAGAUGUAGAGGGUCGAGUGGUGGAAAACAUCUCAAAGCGAUGCGGUGGAUUCCUGAGGAAGCUCAGCUUGCGAGGUUGCAUUGGCGUUGGAGAUUCCUCCUUGAAGACCUUUGCACAGAACUGCCGAAACAUUGAACAUUUAAACCUCAAUGGGUGCACAAAAGUCACGGACAGCACGUGCUACAGCCUCAGCCGGUUCUGCUCGAAGCUGAGGCAUCUGGAUCUGACCUCCUGCGUGUCCAUUACAAACAGCUCCUUAAAGGGGAUCAGCGAGGGGUGUCGGCACCUGGAGUACCUGAACCUGUCGUGGUGUGAUCAGAUCACGAAGGAUGGCGUUGAGGCCCUGGUGCGGGGUUGUCGCGGCCUGAGAGCCCUGCUGCUGAGGGGCUGCACGCAGCUGGAAGACGAAGCUCUGAAACACAUUGAGAAUUACUGUCAGGAGCUUGUGAGCCUCAACCUGCAGUCCUGCUCACGCAUUACGGAUGAAGGUGUGGUGCAGAUUUGCAGGGGCUGCCACCGGCUGCAGGCCCUCUGCCUGUCUGGCUGCGGCAAUCUCACGGACGCCUCCCUCACAGCCCUGGCCUUGAACUGCCCAAGACUUCAGAUCUUGGAGGCUGCCCGAUGUUCCCAUUUGACUGAUGCAGGCUUUACACUUUUAGCUCGGAACUGUCAUGACCUGGAGAAGAUGGACCUUGAGGAGUGCAUCUUGAUAACCGACAGCACACUCAUCCAGCUCUCCAUUCACUGUCCUAAACUGCAAGCCCUGAUCUGCAAGCAGGAAGCUAUGAGGGACGUGGCCGCCAGCCCCGAGCCAGGUGACUGUCACCCCUCAUUUGCUAAACUUCAGUUCCCAUGUUGUUCUUCACACGUGAAGGAGGCACGUGUGCACACACCCCACCCCUUCCGGGAACCGCUGUGUGAUCCUCCAGGGAAGAAGGGCCUUGUGCUUUCACAAAAACUACAUCUAGAAGGCUAUUUGAAAGGGAAACUGAUCAUGUUUCUUUGAAAAUAAGUUGAAUAUACAUUUGCAAACAAGGGGACUCCAGAUUGAAAACAACAUAGAGGAGUUCAUGAAGUUUGUUCAAAGGAGGUUAAGGAUCCUCUUUGUUAUUUGUUUUUAGCUCGUAGGAUGUCAUCAGCAGGUUCUGUUGAUACUGAGGGCUGGUUUCCUCUUCAGUACCAGAGCCAGUUUUUUGGACUUUUAAAAUCAUAUUCAUGUAGCUCACUGGUCCUAGAAGCUAUCCAAGAAUUUUAGCUAUUAUAUUAAAGAAUAAAGAACUAUAACCAAUAAAGGCUAUAUUACUUUCUUGAUGCUGCAAAGUCUUAUUUUUCAUCCCAAUUUAUCACAGCCUUUACCAGUGAGAUUUAUACUUUCACGUUUUCUUGUUACUAAUUAGUGCCCUUUCCAACUUUAUAAAGUCCCUUUAACAUUUCUUGUAAGGCAUGCUUAGUGAUGAUGAACUCAUUUAUCUUUAGCUUGUCUGGAAAACGUGUCUCCUUCAAUUCUCUCUUUUUUUUUCUUCCUGGCCGCACUGCACAGCUUGUGGGAUCUUAGUUCCCUGAACAGGGAUCGAACCUGAGCCAGCAGUGAAAGCGCCGAGUCCUAACCACUGGACCACCAGGGAAUUCACAUCUCUCUUUCAAUUCUGAAUAACUUUGUUGGGUUGAGUAUUCUUGGUUGGAUUUUUUUCCCCCAUUUCUUUCAGCACUCUGAAUAUAUUGUGCCCCUCCAUUGUGGCCUGCAAAGUUUCUCCUGAAAAACCUGCUCAUAGUCUCAGGGGGGUUCCCUUGCACAUAGCAAGUUGUUUCUCUCUUGCUGCUUUGAAGAUUUUUGCCUUGUCUGUAACUUUGGACAUGUCAGUUGUAAUGUGCUUUGGUGUGGGUUCAUCUUAUUAGGAGCUCUCUGGGCUUUCUGCAUCCGGGUGUGUUUCCUCCCCGAGGCUAGAUACGUUCUCAGCUAUUAUUUCUUCAGUUAACUUUUCUGCCCGUUUCUCCCCCCUCUCCUUCUGUUACCCUUAUGAGAACGUGAGUCUGCUUGAAGUUGUCCCAUAAAUCUGUUAGGCUAUCUUUACUUUUUUUCCGGUCUUUUUCUUUUUGUUGCUCUGAUUGGGUGAUUUUCACGGCCAUGUCUUCAAGUCACUGAUCUUUUCAUCUGCUUCAUCUAGUCUGUUCUUGAAACCCACUGCUCUAUUUUUCAGUUCAGUAUUCUUCAGCUCUGGGGCCUCUUGUGUGGUACUUUUCCCAGAUACAGGUGUACACUCCUGUCUGGGGGAUACUGCCCAGUUCCAGCGAGGUACAGGGAGCGUGCAGAGAUGGCACGCACCUGCCCACCUUUGCUGAGAGCACGUCUGUGGGCCUCUAGAUGUGCACCAGACCUGAAGCCUGCCCUGUAGGCUCCAGGAAAAGCAAAUAGGCCUCCUUCCCAGAAAGACUGGGGAUGUGUUUCAGCCUGCUGUCUGUCAAGUGCCCUUGGGGUGGUAGCCUGCCAAGAACGCUCUCAUGGUAAAGUCCCAGGAAUGCAUGCCUCCUUCGGCCGUCAGGGCCAGGUGAGAAAGGAGCGUGCCAUGGGUACCAUACCCAAAGACUGGGGCACCAGAAAUAAAAACCAGGGCACCAGGCUGAUGUAAAAGCUCCCUUCCGGGAGAUGCUGGUGCUCUGGAGCAUGGCAGAGGGGAGAGCAAAGAUGGCAUCUGCCGCCAAGGUCUCUAGAGAGGGUUACAGUCAGCCCUUCGGGGUGUGUGUAGUGAGAAGCCGGCCCCCCGGGCUGCAGCUGUGAUGACAGGCUCACAGGCCUCUUUCGGAGAAAGACGGCUCCGGGCUGUCUUCUCUUGCUGAGCCCGGAGCUGGGAGCCCCGUAAGAACGCUCUCCACUGGCCACAGUCCCAUGAGACCCUGCAGGCCAGGACGCAGACGUGCCCCCUGCAACAGCUGCGCAAACUGAGGCACCAGACACAUGAAACUCCCCUCUGAGAGAAACAGACAGGAUGAGAACGGCACCCACCCUGGUAUGAGGUGGAGGGAGGGCGGGGAGAGCACGGGAAUAGUGCGCACCAGGAAGGAAAAAGCCAGAAAAUUUUAAAACGUCAUCCAGUGGCUGGAGCUGGGCAGAGGGGAUGCGCGAAGAUGGCCCCACCGGUCUCCAGGCCCAGGGGGCACCCCAGCAGGCCCCCCAGUGUGUCACCUAGCAGGCUGGCCUCCCCCACCCGGGCCGGGCCCUCCUCCAUCAGGUGAGCCCUGGAGGCAGGGAGGGUCUGGGCGUGAGAGCCCUGUGCAGUCCUUCUCACACUGCUGAGGUCUCCGGGUCUCAGGUCUCGUGGACGUGGACGCCAGGGUGUUGGGUUUUCCCAGCUCGAUGCUCAGGUGCCCGAUGUGGGCUUAAACCCUUUGCUCCUCAGGGAGAAACUCCAGGCUUUAAGUUUCCUCCUGCCUUGGGGGUCUCCUCGCUUGGGGCCAGGGUUCACGGCAGGCUGUGGCCCAGCCUCUCCUUCCGCUUCCACGUGGGCCUUCUUUCGUCUGCCCAACGUGGAGAGUCGUUCAGCCGGUUUUUAUGUUUUUUUCCGGAGGAAGCUGUUCCCUGUGUAGCUGUAGAUUUGCCGUUUGCGGGAAGAGGUGAGUUCAGGAUCCUCACGGCACAGACGACCGCCUGCAGUGUCGGUUCCCAUCUUUGCCUGGG